Molecule: messenger RNA, 5108 nt
Organism: Strongylocentrotus purpuratus (purple sea urchin)
Lineage: Eukaryota; Metazoa; Echinodermata; Echinoidea; Camarodonta; Strongylocentrotidae
Product: pre-mRNA 3' end processing protein WDR33
Exons: 16
Coding region: 157-3444 (1095 amino acids)
Cellular component (GO): mRNA cleavage and polyadenylation specificity factor complex
Molecular function (GO): protein binding
Source: RefSeq, a predicted model, not a curated record
UGCAAAACUAGGGAGAUGCACUUCCGAUAUGUAUUAUUGAUAAAUUUGACGAAGCUCGAGCGAGAUUUAUUGAUUCAUACCUGUGGAGGAGAAUGCAAACGAAGCAUUCAUCUUAGACUUCCUUGAUCUUCUCGUGUCUGAAUCUUUCUGGUUACGAUGGAGGGAGGAGGAGGGGGACCGCCAAGGCAUCAGGGCCACCAGGGACACCAGGGCCACCAGGGCCACCAGGGACACCAGGGCCAGGGACAGUUCUUUCAUCAGCCUCGACUGCCAUACUACCAGAUCAAGCCCAACUAUUACAGCAAUCAUCGUAGACCGCACCAUCACAGACAUCAAGAACAUGGGCCAACGAAUGCCACGACCUUUGACCAGAAGAGGAUGAAGAAUAACCUGCAGAGGCGAACGGUUGAUUACAAUACGUCAGUCAUCAAAUAUCUUCAGACAAGAAUUUGGCAGCGGGACUACAAGGAUGCAAGAAUGAUACAGCCAGACCACUCAUAUAUAGGAAAUCUGAGUUUGCCUCAUCAGAUGUUGGACAACCCUAUCAAUGCAGUAACAACUCGAUUCGUGCGGACUUCAACCAACAAGGUCCGAUGCCCUAUAUUUUGCGUUGUGUGGACACCAGAAGGAAGGAGGCUGGUUACUGGGGCGUCGAGUGGGGAGUUUACUUUGUGGAACGGACUUACGUUUAAUUUUGAAACAAUUCUUCAGGCCCACGAGUGUGCCGUCCGGACGAUGACGUGGAGUCGCAACGACAUGUGGCUACUGACCGGAGAUGACCAAGGCUUCAUCAAGUAUUGGCAGUCCAACAUGAACAACGUGCAGAUGUAUCAGGCCCACAAAGACCAAGCCGUCCGAUGCGCAAGCUUUGCGCCGUUAGAUACCAAGUUCUGCACCUGCUCGGACGACGGGACCGUGCGAAUCUGGGACUUCCUGCGAUGUCACGAGGAGAAGAUCCUUAGAGGUCAUGGUGCUGACGUGCGGUGCGUCGACUGGCAUCCGAGCAAGAGCAUCGUCGUGUCCGGCAGCAAGGACUCCCAGCAGCCGGUCAAGCUGUGGGACUCCCGGACGGGGGAGUCCCUCUGCACCCUCCACGCCCACAAGUCCACCGUCAUGUCGGUCAAGUGGAACAUGAACGGUAACUGGCUUCUGACCGCGUCCAGGGACCACCUGGUCAAGCUCUUUGACAUUCGCAUGAUGAAGGAGCUGUUCACAUUCAGGGGGCACAAGAAAGAGGCAACAUCCAUAGCAUGGCAUCCUAUACAUGAGGACAUGUUUGUAUCAGGAGGCUCCGAUGGAGGCAUUCUCUUCUGGCAAGUUGGGCAUGACAAGGAGAUUGGAGGUAUCGAAGAGGCACAUGAAUCUAUCAUAUGGAGUCUGGCAUGGCAUCCAUUGGGCCAUAUGUUAUGUUCAGGAUCCAACGAUCACUCAACGAAAUUCUGGACAAGAAACAGACCCGGGGAUAAGAUGAGGGACAGAUACAAUCUGAAUACUCUGCCCAUUGGAACCUCAGAGGACCUCCUGGAGUUUGAUGAUGACACAACAUCUCUUCCUGUCAUCCCUGGUAUGGGAUUGGAGUAUGGCGUCGCAGACCAUCUCAAGAAAGACGAACCAGUUGCAAUGCCGGUGGCAGAGGAGAACCUCGACACCUCCAUCCCCGGUCUCGACUCCUCCCUCGAAGAGCUGGAGAGACUGAAACCCAAACCCCAACGGAAGGUCCCCUACGCUAGACCGGUCCCCCAGAACUUCCUGGACGAAUGGGAGGCCAACAAGGCCCCGGGCGUGGCACCUAACAUCGAGGAGGAGAAGAGGAAGAAGAAAGAGGAAGAGGAUAAGAAGAAGCAGGAGGAGGAUGCUAAGAAGAGGGCCGAGGGGGAGAAGAAGAGAAAAGAGACGGAACUAAAGAGGAAGAUGGACAAGCCAGAAUCAUUUGGCCUUGUCAAUAUUCCAGACUUUGGAGGUAAUCCUAUUGAGGUCAUCAAGUUCAUUGCCAAGUCACAGGGACCUAAAGCUGCUCAACAAGCUUUGGUGAACGUCAUCCAGACGAACCUUCCUUCAGGUACCGUGCUACCCAUCAUCAAGCCUCAUGUCAAUCCGAUCAUGGUCCUCCUCACAGAAGGCCACAUCCCUCCACACUUUGCCAAGAGACUGCGGGCAGGGGGACUCCUGCCACUCGAAGCAGUAAGAUGGAUGGACAAGAAGGAGGGUAACGGAGAGAGACCACUACCCCCACACCUCGCCAAGCUACCCAUCGCUGUCCCGCCAACCAAAAAGGAGAAGGGGGACGCCAUUCCGGACAAACCAGGCGAAGCGGACAAGGAAAACGAGGCGUCCAAGGAGCAGAUUGUAGAUGGUGAUUCCGCACCCAACAACGGGACGGAUAGUAAGGGUCUGCUGGGAGAUAAGCCUCCGAGUGGAGGACCAAACGCGCCAGGUGCCGGUUUGUUGCCUGAUCCCGGUCAAGGUGGAGGGUUGUUGCCAGAACCAAAGACUCCAGGAGCUGCAAAGUCACAACCUCCUCCACUUAUGCAGACACUACCAAAGGAAGCAUUGCUGCCUGAACCUGAUGCAAAUGAAGGAACAGGAGAUGUUGAUAUGAGGCAAGGACCCCUGUUUGGGGAUGUUGAUAUGAGACAAGGACCAGUAGUUGGGUUGUCAGGCCCACUCUUAGAGCCAAGGAGUGGUCCCAUGAGUGGACCACCAAUAAGACCAGGGCCACCCACACAGGAACUACAGCGGAGAAAUGGGCCUGUUGUGAGACAAUCUGAUGGCUUUGGACAGGAUCGUGACGAGCGUGUCUCAGGUGCGGGACGUGGAGAUGUCGAUUUGCGUCAGGAGCCACAGCACUUGGAGAAUAUGGGGGACAGGGAACUCCGGCAAGGUCCCCCUCAACGCUUUAAUGGCCCAAGCAAUCAUUCCUUUGAGCGACAAAUGCCCAUGCAGGAUGUGGACAAUCGCAGGUUUCCCCUAAUGGGAGCCGAUGAUGAAGGCAUCCCCGGGCUUGGUUCAGAAGACCAAGACCUACGUGGUGGCCCACCUGUUCCUUUGAUGUCCAUUGAGAGCCCCAUAGCAAGAACUCGAGAACCUCUAGAUAGAGAUUUCCGACAAGGGAACCAUGGGGAGUUCCCGAAUCCCGGCAGAGAUUUCGACGAGAGACCACUCCCGAUUAUGGAUCACGAAGAGUUCCCACCAUUGCCUCACCGGAAGCGACCGUGGGAGGAAGAACAAGGACCAGGACCAGGGCAUGAGGAUCCAGAACGUUGGGAAGAAGGUCCCGGGAUGAUGGAUGAAGGUCCUGGAUUUGGAGGGCAUGACAUGGGUGGUGGAAUGGGUAGGGGCAUGAGAGGUCGUGGUGGGUUUAGACCAGACAUGGGAAGGGGAGGGUUUAGGGGCAGAGGUAGAGGUUGGGGUAGAGGAAGGGGAAGGGGGAGGGGAAUGUGGUAGGAUGGUACUCUACUGUGGAAUUCCAAACCCUCCUACUAUUUUUUUUCUCCAUGGUGCGAGUUUCCCAAUUGGACUUUGCAACUGGUUUACCUUAUUUUCUAUUAUCUUAGUUCCCUUUUGUAAGAAGUAUGAUGUAAUUUGAAAAAUACCUCAGUAUUUUACCUAAAAUCUCUUUCCCUUUUCCUUGUCAAAUACACCAAAUUUCAAGUUUCAUCCUCUGAAAAGAAAAUAAUGACAAUCUGUUAUAUUAAUCACAUCGGGUUACUGGCUGAGAACUGUAGUAACAGACUAUAUUAACCAAGAAAUACACUGAGAUCUCAUUCAUAGUGUGGAUAUUAAACCCCUCAAAAAAGUUUGGUACUCAAUUUUGAUCCAUUAUAUCUCUCCUGUCAUGUGAUGGCCAUUUCUUUGUUUAGUAUCAUUUAAGAAUGUUUAUUCCGCUUGAAAAUUGUAAGAUAUUUGUUAUGAUUUUGUAGCCAUUGAAUGAGCAGUACAUCAGAAUAAAGAGCAGGGCCAAAAGCAAAAAUGUGAAUAAUGCACUUGUGAGCACUGGUAUUGCGAUGCAUGCACUACUACACAGCAGCCCUUUACUUUCCAAAGAAAGAAGAAUGCACAACCGGACAAGAUCGUUUUAUUUUGCAACUUAUUGCUUUUGACCUUGCCUCCUAUUUUAAUAUAAUUUCAUGGCUAAAAGAAUCACAACAAUAAACUCUCUCAUGCUUGAAAAUGGCAAUGUAACCCCCUUCCCCCCCCCCCCCCUCCAAAAAAAAAAAAAAAAAAAAUUAAAUAAAUAAAUAAAUUUGGAUAAUGUAAAAAAUACAUCUUAGUGACCCCUUGGGUUUGGGUCAUAGUUGGAAAAAAAGUGACAAAAUUAAUGACAGCUCACAUAUCUUCGGUUCAGUGAUAAACAAUGUAAGUUCUAAUAAUUACCAAAAAAAUGAGCGACUGGCAUUGUCAAUUGCUGCCAGUAAGGUAAAAUCUACCUGAUCGCUUGUUUUUUUUUUUGUGGAAUGGUCUUGGCAAAGGGAAGUGUAUAGCUAUUAUCUAGCCCAUCUUGCAGAUAUCUACACUCAAAUUUGCUGGAAAUCAUUGAUAAAAUACCAAACGUUCUCGUACAUAUGUCUCUUGACACGGGGAAACUCAACUUCAUUAAAAUGAACUUUCUUCUGCUACAAAACUGCACCAAAACUGGAAACCCCUUUUAUCUAGUUGAAAAAAAUGCCUUAUGUAAUACAUGUGUGCACAUGUAUUUCCUUCAGUAUUCAAGGUUUCAUCAAUUUUAGCGUGUAGAAUAAGUCUCCUUACAUUUGUAGGAGGAAUGAUCAAAAUGAAAUAUUUCCAGGUCAUGUUUUUUUUUGUUAAUGAGAGAAAAAUUAGAUUUAAAAGAGGUAUAGAAAGGAAGGGAAAAAAGUUGAGUGAGAGAAAUUUUUGAUUUGUUUGACAAUGGAAUAUUGAUGUAAAUACUGUAAAAAUCUGUUCAUGUACAGGUACCUUUGUUGUAAUCAUGUUCAAUAUUUUCAGAUGAAUUUGUACAGAGCCUUUUACAUCAUUUAUGUUUAUUCUGCGACUAGCUAUUACUUCUCUGCUACUCAUUUCGGCGACUAUGACAUGAAAUUUGACAUGAAAUGUGAUCACAGAAUAAAGAAAAACAUUAGAUAUGUAAA